Molecule: messenger RNA, 6826 nt
Organism: Ictalurus furcatus (blue catfish)
Lineage: Eukaryota; Metazoa; Chordata; Actinopteri; Siluriformes; Ictaluridae
Gene: pho
Product: phoenix
Exons: 5
Coding region: 136-5217 (1693 amino acids)
Biological process (GO): transcription by RNA polymerase I
Source: RefSeq, a predicted model, not a curated record
ACUUCCGGUUUGUCUUAUACACAAUGUUAAACGCACGUGUGUGUUUAGGAAGCUUCAGCUAGCUUAUAAAUAGUGAAAGGAGCUAGAAGUGACCUGAAUUGUUUAAGCGUGUGUGACAUUAAGGUAGCAGCCAGCAUGUCUUUUAUCGUUACUAGGAGCCACAGUAAACUGGGGCUUGGGGAGAAUAUUUCCAAGGAUUCGGUACAGAGUGACUCUCAGAGAGAAAUUGUGCGUGAAUCACCUGCGUCUGAAAGUGACUCUGGCGACAGCUUGUUUUUGACCCAGUCUGUGACCUCACCUUCGAGGACUGUCAAAAGACACCAUCCGUCUAACGAUCCUCCGUGUCCCUUCAGUCAAGAGGUGGAGGAUGUGCAAGAGAAAGCCGGUGGCCGCAAUGCACAGCACAAAGACACGAGGCUGAGCAGUGACUCCGACAGUGAAACGACUUAUCCUGUCAUGCUUCGUAGAUGGAAGUUGCUGGCUAAUUCAUGUGGCAGGGUUAACCAGCGGCCUCGCCCGAGUUGUAAGAGAGUAUCUCCAAAGUGGAUGGGGGUACCUUUCCUGAAGAAGUCUGUCUCUGUCUGCAAAAAACAAACUAUAGUGAAUUCAGAGGUUGGUGGGUUCUUUAAAUGCAUAUUGAAGCUGAGCAAAGGUCAUGGAGACAAAAGAAGAGGAGAGCUGAGUCCAUCUUUAUUGCUUUCUGAACGGAAGGAAAGCAGUAUGCAAACAGAAGAUGAUGAUGAUGAUGAUGAGGAGGACGUUAAAAAAGUGGAUAAAGCUUGCUUUAUUGAGAACACACAUAAAAGAAACCAACAAACAUGGCUACCAUCCCUGAAAUGGAAAACGAGACAGGCUCCAGGAACGUGCACUAAGAAAAGCAACAAAUGUCAAGAGGAGCAGGAGACGUGUUAUCAAACCAGGAAAGUUGAUGAAGACCUGAUGGCGCCUCAAGAUGGCACAGAUGUAUAUAAUGAGAGCAGCUCACUUAAUAUAGAAGUGUCUCGGUCCACGGAGAACGGUGACAAAAGCAGGAAAUCUGCCGAAUGGAACUGGAUGGAACCAAUUGAUGAAAUGUCAGACGAGGAGACGCAGUGGCCAAAUUUGGUAGACCAGGAUGAAGACGAAACCCAGAUUUUGCAGGACAACCCUGUGGACAGAGAAGGAAGGGAAGAUGCACUCUGCUUGGAGAACAUCUCAUCCUGUGAACACCAAGUACAAGUCCAGGAUAUCCAUCAAGGCGUACAUCAUGAGCCACUUGGAAAUGAAACCCAGAUUUUGCAGGAAAACCCUACGGACAGAGAAGGAAAGGAAGAUGCACUCUGCUUGGAGAUCAUCUCAUCCUGUGAACACCAAGUACAAGUCGAGGAUAUCCAUCAAGGCGUACAUCAUGAGCCACUGGAAAACGAAGACUUUGGUAGUGUUAGUGGAGGUUUCAUCAGCUCACAGGAUCUUUUUCAAGAACCAAAUAAUCAGUCAAGUCCUUUAAAAGAGACUAGUGUUGAAAAUGAUAAGGAAGUCUUAGAAAGCAGUGUAGUACCACAUGAUGACAUAGGUUUGACAAUAAAAAAGAAAAAGAGUUCAUUAAUCUUGGAAGAUAUGGAGGGUGACUUUCUUAAAUAUUCCAAAUCUCUGAGGACUCGCCCGAGUGAAAUAGUCUCACCAACAGCUGGAGAUAUAUGCCAGGUAAGAAAGGAAAAGGACAAGAAGACGUUGGAUAUGCAAGAUCCACACCAUCAUUCAUCACUGCCAUUAGAGGAUUACAAAUCAGGAUCCACAGGAAAUGAUUACUCAAGUCCUAGUAAGGAUAUCCUCAUGGUCAGACAGGAAGAGAAGACCGAGACCCCACUGUUCAAUUUUGGUGGAUUGAAAUUUCUGAAGAGGAAGAAAGAUAAAAAGACUAAAGACCCUGAGAUCUCAGAUAACCUGGCACCAGGACAAGCUGAUUUGGGUCAGAAUGAAUAUUCUGCACUUCACUUUGAUGACGUCAAGUGUAAAAAAAGAAGAAAGGUCAAAAAUGAUGGGUUGUUGGAGGAACCAGUUGACACCUUGCCAGACAUCAGUGUUGCUGCAGACUCGGGUCUAUCAGUUCAGGACUCUUCAGUGGUUUGUGCUUCAGUUAGUGGAAGUAAACCAAAGAGAAAAAAGGACAAAAAUUAUCGGUUGUUGGAGGAACCAGUUGACACCUUGCCAGACAUCAGUGUUGCUGCAGACUCAGGUCUAUCAGUUCAGGACUCUUCAGUGGUUUGGGCUUCAGUUAGUGGAAGUAAACCAAAGAGAAAAAAGGGCAAAAAUGAUUGGUUGUUGGAGGAACCAGUUUAUACCUUCCCAGACAUCAGUGUUGCUGUAGACUCGGGUCUAUCAGUUCAGGACUCUUCAGUGGUUUGUGCUUCAGUUAGUGGAAGUAAACCAAAGAAAAAGAGAAAAAAGGACAAAAAUUAUCGGUUGUUGGAGGAACCAGUUGACACCUUGCCAGACAUCAGUGUUGCUGCAGACUCGGGUCUAUCAGUUCAGGACUCUUCAGUGGUUUGUGCUUCAGUUAGUGGAAGUAAACCAAAGAAUAAGCGAAAAAAGGACAAAAAUUAUGGGUUGUUUGAGGAACCAGUUGACACCUUGCCAGACAUCAGUGUUGCUGCAGACUCGGGUCUAUCAGGUCAGGACUCUUCAGUGGUUUGUGCUUCAGUUAGUGGAAGUAAACCAAAGAAAAAGAGAAAAAAGGACAAAAAUGAUGGGUUGUUGGAGGAACCAGUUGACACCUUGCCAGACAUCAGUGUUGCUGCAGACUCGGGUCUAUCAGUUCAGGACUCUUCAGUGGUUUGUGCUUCAGUUAGUGAAAUUAAACCAAAGAAAAAGAGAAAAAAGGACAAAAGUGAUUGGUUGUUGGAGGAACCAGUUGACACCUUGCCAGACAUCAGUGUUGCUGCAGACUCGGGUCUAUCAGUUCAGGACUCUUCAGUGGUUUGUGCUUCAGUUAGUGGAAGUAAACCAAAGAAAAAGAGAAAAAAGUACAAAAAUGAUGGGUUGUUGGAGGAACCAGUUGACACCUUGCCAGACAUCAGUGUUGCUGCAGACUCGGGUCUAUCAGUUCAGGACUCUUCAGUGGUUUGUGCUUCAGUUAGUGGAAGUAAACCAAAGAAAAAGAGAAAAAAGGACAAAAAUGAUGGGUUGUUGGAGGAACCAGUUGACACCUUGCCAGACAUCGGUGUUGCUGCAGACUCGGGUCUAUCAGUUCAGGACUCUUCAGUGGUUUGUGCUUCAGUUAGUGGAAGUAAACCAAAGAAAAAGAGAAAAAAGGACAAAAAUGAUGGGUUGUUGGAGGAACCAGUUGACACCUUGCCAGACAUCGGUGUUGCUGCAGACUCGGGUCUAUCAGUUCAGGACUCUUCAGUGGUUUGUGCUUCAGUUAGUGGAAGUAAACCAAAGAAAAAGAGAAAAAAGGACAAAAAUGAUGGGUUGUUGGAGGAACCAGUUGACACCUUGCCAGACAUCAGUGUUGCUGCAGACUCGGGUCUAUCAGUUCAGGACUCUUCAGUGGUUUGUGCUUCAGUUAGUGGAAGUAAACCAAAGAAAAAGAGAAAAAAGGACAAAAGUGAUUGGUUGUUGGAGGAACCAGUUGACACCUUGCCAGACAUCAGUGUUGCUGCAGACUCAGGUCUAUCAGUUCAGGACUCUUCAGUGGUUUGUUCUUCAGUGGUUUGUGUGUCAGUGAAUGGAAUUAAACCAAAGAAAAAGAGAAAAAAAGACAAACAUGGUCAACCAGUGCCUCAGGAAGAUGAAUGGAUUGGUGUAGAGGAGGCUAUCCAGAUCCCCUGUCAAGGUUCAGCUUCUUUGGUGUCUAUAGCUGAGGAAACUGAGCAACUGACCAGAACUGAUCUUUCUAAUUUUGUUCAGUCUGAUUGUCUUGAACCACAAAGGAAAAAGAAAAAGAAAAGGGCGAAGACGAAACAGGAUUCAAGUCCUAUGAUAUCUGAGGUCGUGGCUUGGCAGUGUAGUGAAGAAUCUUAUUCAAGCCAUGGUAUCAAAACUGUCAAGAAAAAGAAGAAAAAGUUUAUAGAUGAUGUUGGAGAAGGACAAGUAGGAGAGAUGGCUACGGCCAGUAACAAUAUUGGAGAACCGUUGGAGAAAAUCCCCGAAAUACCAGCAGGCAUAGAAAUCCAACCAGUGAAUAGCAUAGAUUUGACAGAUGACUCUGUAACUCAAAGGAAGAAGAGGAAAAAAAGGAAACGGCAAAAGGUGGUCAGGGAAGAAAAUAUGGACGUUGAGGCAUUGUUGGUAGAGACGACAGAACAAGUGGAGGCUCCAGAUACUCAAGAUUCUGAGCAGCAAGCAGCUGAGGUGGUUCUGGUGAGAAAGCCAAAGAAGAAAAAGGACAGAAUUGAAACACGUCAAGAAGAGGAGGCGUCUAAAAAUACAUCCGUGUCUCUCAGACUUGGGCUCAUAGAGAUGAGAACAUCCAAUACCCCAAGCACCAGAAGUGAGACUGGAGGGAUUGGUGAGGAGGAAGGUCUUGGUGCAUCAGAACCAGUGAAGAACAAGAAAAAGAAGAAGAAAAGGAAAGAGUUGGAAAAUGAUGGAUCGUGGUCGGUUUCUUACGGCUUGUUACAUCUGGAUGACUCCCAUUGGCAAAAUACUAAACAGACAAGAGUGGUGAAAGAAGCUUCAAGUAGUGGACAGAAUGACACCAAUGAGACAAACAAAUGUGAGAGGACCAAAGAUGACCGUUCUGAAAGUAGCCAACAAGUACUGCAGUCAGAGGAUACCAUACAGCCUAAUGGAAGGAAAAAGAAGAAGAAGAAGAAGAAAUGGGUAGAAACAGACAUAGAAGUGUAUCCUGAGAUUGUUGAACAUGAAGUGUGUCAGGAGAGUGGUUCUCCAUCAGAACCUUCAGAAGCAAUAAUUGAGAAGGAGAAGAAGAAAAAGAAUAGAAAGGACACAGUUGAUAGAGAUGGGAAUCAGAGUUUAGAUGUUGUACCUAAGCUAUGUGCUGCAGAAGAAUCAAGAGAUGUUUUAGACACAUGCCAUGCUAAAAAGGACAGUAUUUCAUCCUCAGGGGGUGCAUUAUUAGUACAUAUUAAGAAAAAGAAGCAAGUAAGAGACCCGGAUAAUGGUUUAGAUGCCACACUCGGAGCUGAAAAAGUCGCUGUCUCUGGCAAGUCAAAUCAGUGUUCACGGACCGACAGUGCAAAACUCAAAAAGAAGAGAAAGAGAGACCAUCUGUGAUUUAUUUAUUUAUUUAUUUAUUUAUUUAUUUUCACUUCAAAUGUUAGGGUGCUUGUUUUGUUUUGGGGUUUUUUGCUUAUUACAAAAUGUAAGUUGUUUUUAUCCCUAACUAUGGAGCACGGUUUUCACGGCUAUUGUAACAGUACCAUUUACUUUAACCAUCAAAGUGUCGAAAAUGCAUAUUUUUGUAAUCCAAAUCUUGGAUAUUUUUGUUAGUGAAUUUCCACAUCAUUUUUAUCCAUUUAUAGUUGCAUUUAAUGGGGUGAAACAUCCAUGCAACCAGCUUGUUCCUGGUAUCGCUUAAAUUGUAACAGCUGUAAACAGUUCUCACCAGGAUCUCUUUUUGUCCUCUCUCUUGAAGUUAAUAAGACAAUGAAACGUGUCAUGUUACUGACAAACUGCAAAGUACAAUGUCCUUCAUUUUUCCGACAUUCCUGUGUCGGAGAACUUGAACCAGUCAGAAUCGAGAGUUCAACAGUGCUGUGAUAUGGAUGCAAUGUAAUCAUAAGAAGCCCUAGGUUUUCCAAAACGUUUGACUAGUAGUGUACAGCCGCAUCCCUUUGUUUAAAUUGAAAACUUUUUUUUUAAUAUCCAUUUAAAUAUGUAUUUUUAUAUAUAUAUUUUUUUUAAAUAACAAAGUCUUUAUUUUUGUAGAACUUUCAUAUACAAAACUGCUUUAAUUAAGAAAAUUAACCACACUACAUUGCUAAUGUUAAAUAUUUCUGCUUUAUUAUUUUCCUGAAGAGGGGAAGCGUCUACCUCGUCUGGUACGUAAGGCUUAACUGCUAGUUAUUUCUGAACACUGCAGAAGUUUGAAGUUCAACUUUGAUCACGGUUUAUGCAGAAACUGUAAUGUUACAUUAUUAUUAUUUUUUUAAAUAAAAUGUUACCUUCAAUUUCAAAUGAAUGGUGUGUUAAUGAGGUUAGUCACAAAAAAAAUAAAAAUUAAAAAGUUUACACUGUUCUGUGCUGUGGAAACGUAGCCAUGUUUGCCAGUGAUAGAUUUUCUAGUUAGGUGAAGCCAUUAGGCUGGCAAAAUAAGCAUUUCAGUGUUUAUACUUCAAUUCUGAAGCAACUACAUGGAUUUCAUGUCAUAAUUAGGCUGUACUAAAUCAUAUUUUAGACAGUUACUGCAAACUUGAACCUAGAACUAGAAAGAUAUCAGUAUGUAAGUCACAAAAUUAAUGAAGUAACAUUGGUUAAAUUAAGUCAACUAGAAGGGGGGAAAGGUACAGUUAGCAUAACCAAAAAUCAUAUCAAUAAACAAGAACAAUACAUUAACAGCUAAAACUAGAGCAGACUACACCUUAUGAACAUUGAAAGAGGAGCAGGUACCACAGGUACUACUACAAUUUGCUUCCAAAGUCUUCGUGGAUAUCUGAUGUUUGACUUCUUUUUAAAAUGUUUGAGUGAGUUCAUUAGAAGAAGGACAUAUGGUUUUGUUUAAGGAAUAAAGCACUUUGGGAGCAUGUUAUAGGAAAGUAUUCAAUGGUGGGGUGGUGUGAUGUGGCCUGAGAUGAAGUGGAAUAUUAAUUAAUUAAAGAAUGUGAUUUUUUACUCCUUUAUUAAUAUGUUGAAUGUUGUGGAACAUCCAAGAAUCAAGUUAGUU